AUGCCAAGAUACGCAUGGGGCCGUCAGUCCAAUGCUAAGGAGCAUCUUCCUCAAACUCAUAAAGAUGCAUGGAUUUGGGAGGGAAUCUGCAGGCAUGGAGUAGUUGGCACUGUUUCUAGCUCGGCACUAGGCUCGCCUUCAAAUGCGGACAGAGUCACAAGCUCGCAAGGCUGUGACUUGAUCUGCAGCUACGACUUGCAGAUGGAUGGUAAAGAUGUAUCCCCUGGGUGUCUUCCAGAGUGGAAGGAAAUUCCAUUGCCAGUCACUCUUGAGCUGAGUCAAGGCGGAAACGACAGUUCGACUAGCCGGAAAUGGCCCUGUUAUUCCUUCGAGCCGAUGUUCAAAGCCGUAGGGGAAAUGAAUCCCCAGAUGAAGUUCAACGAUAUAGAUAUUAUCUGCAAUCGGCAUAGCCUCAGGAACUUGUUGCUCUUCUGCGGUGGUACAAAAUACCUACGGAGCUUCCGAAUAAACCUCCGGUUAAUCCAAAACACCCUUCUAUUUGAGACCCAUGACACGCGUCCAUUUUUAGAGGCUGGAUUCGGCCGAGCAUUCGAAAAUGCUGCUAGGACUUGUCCAGCUGAGUGGAAAGAGGGCGUAUCGCACUAUCGUGCUUUACGCUAUCCUUUGGGAGAGCUGAGCUGCGUCGUCCGUUGCGAAGUCGACGCUUCUCACAGUGGCACGGAAGAGCCGAGCUGGACGUCUCCCCCUAAUGGUCCUGACCUGGGUGAACUGUCUAGGAAUUUUGAAAAUUCGGCAAAUAUUCGAAGCCAAAAUGAAUCUGAGACUAUGAGGCAAGCCGGCCUGAAGCAUCAGGCUAUGGCAGCUGAGAUUAAAUCAGUUGCUUUUUAUACAUCCCCCAGCAGAUGGAUGCCACAGCUAUGGUUCGGGCGAACUCCUUGGCUUGUCUGUGGUACCCAUUCAAACGGAACCUUCCACGAGGUAACGGCUACUAACCCUGGCGCUUUUUUCCAUACAUGGGAAGACGAAAACCAGAUCGAACUGCAGAAGUUAGUUAUGGUUCUCAAACAUUUGCGGGCCAUUACCCGAAAUUCUGGGGAAGGUCAAUACGCUGCCAUUUUCCAAGCGGGACCACAGUCCCGAGCCCGAGAGAUCAAGGUCUUCAGAACGACCAAGAGAUGGCAAGCGUUACCAGAGCCCUUAAUAUCAAAAUUCUGGGACUCGCCAAUUCCCGGAUCGGCGUGA
Messenger RNA from Clonostachys byssicola, 1203 nucleotides. The record is from the annotation of a GenBank genome assembly. Lineage: Eukaryota; Fungi; Ascomycota; Sordariomycetes; Hypocreales; Bionectriaceae.